Messenger RNA from Pieris macdunnoughi, 867 nucleotides. NCBI's taxonomy places the organism in Eukaryota, Metazoa, Arthropoda, Insecta, Lepidoptera, Pieridae. The record is from the annotation of a GenBank genome assembly.
AUGUGUCGCAGCGCAAAUAUCGAGGGACCCCACUCUACCCUUCCAGACGACGAGUUCUAUGAUGCGGUUGAGACAGGCUUCGACAAAAUGGAGGAGGAGCGGUGUGCCCGCGUGUCCUCACCCACGGAGGUCACAAGGGACGAGGUGGAACUGCCACCGCCGGCCAUUGAUAACAGACUAACAGUGCAUCCAUUGUGGGCAGAGAUCGACAGGAUAUCCACGGAACAGAUUCAGGCUGCGUUUGAAGGUGUAGGAGGAGAGAUUGGUUGGCAGCUCUUCGCUGAGGAGGGGGAUAUGAGAAUGUAUAGGAGAGAAAUGGAAGUAGAUGGAAUGGUGAUGGAUCCGCUGAAAGCGAUACACAAAGUCCGGGGCGUGUCUGCGAGGGAGAUGUGCCAUUACUUCUUCAACCCGAGAUACCGAUAUGAGUGGGAGACGACCCUAGAGACGAUGAACAUCGUGGAGGCCGUGUCGUCGGACACGCUGGUGUUCCAUCAGACCUUCAAGCGCAUCUGGCCUGCCUCGCAGAGGGAUGCGCUCUUCUGGUCGCACGUGAGGGCUGCGCCCCACAACACCUACGCUGUCACCAACCACUCCACCGCGCAUCCGGAUUACCCGUCCAACACGGGGGCCUGCAUCCGUCUGCUGGUGACGGUGUGCCUCGCGUGUCGCUCCACGUUCCCGCCCAACGAGACCCCCGGACGGGAUAACAUCACCACCAGUAUCGCUUACUGCAGUACGGUAAACCCCGGCGGUUGGGCGCCGGCUGGGGCCUUGCGAGCGAUCUACAAACGUGAAUAUCCGAAAUUCCUUAAACGAUUCACGAACUACGUGGUCGAGCAAUGUCGGGAUAAACCCUUAGCUAUCUAA